AUGCUCCUUCACAAAGACCACGAUGCUUCAUCACCAUCCAGAAACUCCUCCCCCGAUGUCGUCCUUAUGGUGUCCAAUCCAGACAUCGGACGAGUGGAUAGAGGAACCAGUCCUCACCCAAGCAAUGCUGGACGAAUUGAUAGAGGAACCAGCCCUCACCAUCCAGAGCCUGCCGUCGUCACCCUCACUCCACACCUCAAUAACUUCUCAGAUGACGACGCCGAGGACUACGCCAAGUUCAAAGAAAGGGAAAGAACUCGCCGACCGUCAUCCCAGGGGGCCCCACGAAAUGCAUCACGGAAUGAAAACCCUGAUGACAGAAACCUACCGGGCUCUGACGAAGUACCAGUGGGAGUUUCACCUCCUGCUACAAUCGCGGCAAGCAUUGGAACUGCAGCUCAACUACCAAGCCAUGGAGAAACUGAAUCGAUACCAGUUAUACAGGGAGCUACACCUCCGCCAGUACCAACUGGUGGACAGAUUCCCCACUCCAUGGGAAGAACUACCCUUGGUACAAAUCCUCACGCCGGAGAAUUGGAGCGACACGCGGACGCGCUCCUCCAGCGAAGCACUAUCUCCGCGGUAAUACAAAUGGCCACAGCCAUGGCCCUACAACGACUCGCUAACUUCGCUGCAGGGCAACCCGGGAAUGAGCAUAGCGACAUACCUCGACGACUGGCUAGUGCCAGUCUCCAGAUCAGAGGACUCGCCCUCCAAACAGACCCUGACACCGCCUCUUGGUAUGAACAUAACGACGGACGGCCACGAGCUCUCCUCAUCCAUCCCGACGAAUUCUCCCAGUAUGUCAACAGAGAGCUCCUUCCAGCUCUCCUCUUCACCAGAGAACUGGGCGCCGUCCAACCAAGUAGAACCGACCCUUUCCGCAUUGUCGUCUGGAAUGUACCACGUCCCGGAGAACAUCCCACGGCUGUACCAAAUCCAAGAAGGGCUCCGCGCACAGUCGUGGAACGCCCUUCGCCGAGGCCACGGGAAAGUCGCCCAACACAUAGCAAUCCCACGACGUCCCCCUCUCACCGGGUACGAAAUUUUCCCUUAUCCCAUGGGGGUACCGACGAGGAGGAACCGCCCGUCUAUCGAAGAAACGAGGGAAGAAGAAGUCGAGGAACCCAGGCAACCCUCCGCCGCGGAACAACUACUGGCGGGAGUGUUCGACACCGGCCUGGAACGCCUCCUCCUAGUGCUCGAUUUCGUACAGACGAGGGACAGAAUAACCGAAGUAGCCGCAGAACUCGCCGCGCUGAUUCGGAGGCUAGAAGAAAUCGCUCUUGGACUCGAUCCGAGCUCGAUGCAUGGGACGCUUUAGAUGACCCUGGAAAUUACGACGAUGCCGAUCCGUAUUAUCGGCCUGAUGAAGGAGGCGAUGGGUACCAAGGACCCUAUGACUACUAG
This is a messenger RNA of Heterobasidion irregulare TC 32-1, 1410 nucleotides long. RefSeq lists its product as uncharacterized. The transcript is spliced from 2 exons. The coding region runs from base 1 to 1410 and encodes 469 amino acids. NCBI's taxonomy places the organism in Eukaryota, Fungi, Basidiomycota, Agaricomycetes, Russulales, Bondarzewiaceae. The record is from RefSeq and is a predicted model, not a curated record.